Harpegnathos saltator (Jerdon's jumping ant) is the source of this 826-nucleotide messenger RNA. It is a transcript of the gene RpL11, whose product is annotated as ribosomal protein L11. Gene Ontology annotation, molecular function: structural constituent of ribosome. Gene Ontology annotation, cellular component: ribosome. The transcript has 5 exons. NCBI's taxonomy places the organism in Eukaryota, Metazoa, Arthropoda, Insecta, Hymenoptera, Formicidae. Bases 170 to 766 code for a protein of 198 amino acids. Gene Ontology annotation, biological process: translation. The record is from RefSeq and is a predicted model, not a curated record.
UAAAAUAUCUAAUAUUGACUUCAGUAGUGACUAUCCGUGUGAUUUCUGUUUGUGUGAGCACUGGUACCUUCAUCAUGGCGGCAUACACCCCCUCCACUUGCGACACGUUUUGCCAGAAGUCUGUGGUAGCACAUAUAACAUUUUGUAACUCCUUGACGAACUUUCCAAGAUGGCGGAUACAGUAAAAAUGACGGAGAAACCGGUAGUGAAGAAAGAGAAGAAGGCAAAGAAGGAGCCGAAAGACGCAUCCAAAAAUGUGAUGCGUGAAGUACGAAUACGUAAACUGUGCUUAAACAUUUGUGUAGGAGAAUCUGGUGAUAGAUUAACACGUGCUGCAAAGGUCCUGGAACAAUUGACUGGACAGCAGCCAGUAUUUUCCAAGGCUAGAUAUACUGUACGUUCUUUUGGCAUUCGUCGCAAUGAAAAGAUAGCUGUGCACUGCACUGUACGUGGUGCAAAAGCGGAAGAAAUUCUCGAACGUGGCCUAAAGGUACGUGAAUAUGAAUUGAAGAAAGAGAAUUUCUCGUGUACUGGAAACUUUGGUUUUGGUAUACAAGAACAUAUCGACCUGGGAAUUAAAUAUGAUCCUAGCAUCGGUAUUUAUGGCCUGGAUUUCUAUGUUGUACUUGGCCGACCAGGAUUUAAUGUAGCACACAGAAGAAGGAAAACUGGUAAAGUCGGCUUCCAACAUAGACUAACAAAAGAAGAUGCAAUGAAGUGGUUCCAGCAAAAAUACGAUGGUAUAAUUAUAGCUGGAAAAAAAUAAUAUGUGUUCUUUAUAUCUUAUGAUUUACAUAAAAAGUUUAAAGAAAAGUUUACUGCCUAA